AAGAAAAUCAUGGGAUAACAUGUGCUCUUUUUUUCUCUCUCACUUUUGUUUACGUUUGUGGGUCCCUCUUUUCCCCCUUAUUCUCUAUAGACCUAUCCGCAGGUGAUCCCGGAAAAUCCGUUUGAUCGCCGCUCACUUCCAACCGUGUUUGGGGGUUUACAUCAAUUUCCUUCCAGACAGCUUUCCACUCCCUGCAUGUGCCUGGUUGUAAAGUUUGCCUGCGCCAACGCCUUUACAAUGGCACAUGCAAGCACUACCCGACAACCUCUCACGCGCAUGUGUAUGGCGCGUUAACACCACAAGCUCCAACCCAAAACCAAAGGCUUGGGAACCCAAAACUGGGUGGGCCUAGAUUCGUUGGCAUUGAUCGACAUUUCUCUAGAGCCUAACAAUAAUUUAAGUCCCCCCCUCUCAGGCUCCCAAAACUCGCUCCUUGCCGUUUCCCCUUAGCCCUUUCCUUCUCUUCUCUGUCAAUGGAGAAUGCCUUGAACCAGACUAAUGUACCCAUAUUUCACGGAAAAGAAAGGAAAACCCACCAAAACGCUUUGAUGGGAAAUGCAUUGCAUGAACCUUUACCCAGCUUUCAAAGAAGCCGGGCAACUGGAAGGAAAAGGAGCUGCGAGUACUUGAAUGCUCAAAAGAAGGAUUAUUUGAGUGAAAAACAAGAAGGAGAAAAAGAAGAAGAAGAUGAUGAUGAUGAGAAGUCAGAAGUGAAGAGAAAGAUUGUGGCAUUGCAAAGGAUUGUUCCAGGAGGUGAGGCUUUAGGGGUUGACGAGUUAUUUGAAGAGACUGCUGGGUAUAUAUUAGCUUUGCAGUGUCAAAUUAAAACCAUGAGAGUUCUUUCAAGCUUUAUUGAAGGCUUGGAGAAACAGAAAACAAAGCUCGGAGGUUGAUUACAGACGUCAGACUAGUUGUUUCUCAAUUGUAUUUAUUUUAUAGUGAAGGAGAGCGCAAGAUCCCUCAUUAUAUUCCCAUAUUCCAUUCCACUGUCAUUUUCAUUUUCAUUUUGCCUUUUGAUUUUGGUUUAUUAUGUUAACUAUAUCUGAAUAGCUGGAUGAAUAGGAGGAGAAAUCUGUUUAGUGCUGGCAAGUGCAGAUAAAUCAGAAGUAUUGGUAAAUGCAAAGAAAUAUGUUAAUGGAUGAUUGAAGAAUGAAGAUAGAGUUCUAGAAUUAAUUAAUUUUACAACCUCAUCUGUUGGUAAUUGGCACGGUAUCUUUGAUCUUUGGUUGGCACAUUGAAGUGAACUACAUGACUAUGUUAUGAUGUGCUUUUAUUAGUUGGAGGGCGAGGGUAGGUUUGACGGAUCGGUCCGUCGUAUUUUAAGUAUUUAUAUUUAAAUUUUAUUAAUUUGUAUGAUAUUUAAAUCCAUUAAUUAUCUGAUUAAAUGAGAGUACAUUAUCUGACUUUACUCUAAUUAAAUAAACAUUAUCCAUUAAAUAUCCUAAUUUAUUAAAACAU
This is a messenger RNA of Durio zibethinus, 1458 nucleotides long. RefSeq lists its product as uncharacterized. NCBI's taxonomy places the organism in Eukaryota, Viridiplantae, Streptophyta, Magnoliopsida, Malvales, Malvaceae. The record is from RefSeq and is a predicted model, not a curated record. Gene Ontology annotation, biological process: regulation of DNA-templated transcription.